UGACUGAGUGUGGCUUUAUCUUCCUUUGGCCUCUGCUAAAAUCCUACGUGCUUCUGGCGUAAAUGCGUGAAACGAGACGCGUGUAUUUAGGAGGGAAACGUGACAGCGGCUCUUCAGUGUGACAGGCGACUGGGCUGAGAGAUUUACUUGCUUUCAGGCAGAUAUAGUGGUUUCCAGACGCACGCAGACCGGCCAAGAUGUCAAAGAUCUCCAAGGCAGCGAAGGCAGUGAAGAAGCUGGAUGUGGGCAAUGUGAUCCGGGCCAUAGUGAGGUCAGGUCAAGCAGCGCCUGGACCCCCACUGGGCCCUAUCCUGGGACAGAGAGGAAUCCCCAUCGGACAAUUCUGCAAGGACUUCAACGAGAAAACCAAGGAGAUGAAAGAGGGCAUCCCUCUUCCAAUCAAGAUCCAUGUGAAGCCUGAUAGGACGUAUGACCUGAAGAUUGGCCAGCCCACAGUGUCUUACUUCCUCAAGCAGGCAGCGGGCAUAGCGAAAGGCGCCAGUAAGACAGGCCACGAAACAGCAGGGAUGGUGUCAGUAAGAGCAGUGUACGAAAUCGCCCAGGUGAAAGCCCAGGAUGAGUGCUUCAAAAUGAGGAAUACCCCCCUGGAGACGGUCGUCAGAAGCAUCAUUGGCUCGGCCCGCUCUCUGGGCAUCAAAGUUGUCAAUGACCUAUCAGCUGAUGAAUAUAAAGUCUUCUUGGAGCAGCGAGAGGAGAAAUUAAAAGCCGAUGCAGCAGCAGCAGCGGCUGAGGCUUCAUUGGCCAAGAAGAAAUGAAGACUUGCUCUGCCCAAUAUCCCCCUCCCAUGUAGUUAUGCUGACUUUAUGUACAUUUAACGCGGUCACACGUAAAUGUUACUUCUGUUUAUGUUUAUGUCAUAUCUUAAUAAACAUCCAAUUGUUUAUGUAAGA
This is a messenger RNA of Myripristis murdjan (pinecone soldierfish), 911 nucleotides long. RefSeq names its product mitochondrial ribosomal protein L11 (gene mrpl11). The transcript is spliced from 6 exons. Gene Ontology annotation, biological process: translation. The record is from RefSeq and is a predicted model, not a curated record. Bases 198 to 776 code for a protein of 192 amino acids. NCBI's taxonomy places the organism in Eukaryota, Metazoa, Chordata, Actinopteri, Holocentriformes, Holocentridae. Gene Ontology annotation, molecular function: large ribosomal subunit rRNA binding; structural constituent of ribosome. Gene Ontology annotation, cellular component: ribosome; mitochondrial large ribosomal subunit.